This is a messenger RNA of Ilex paraguariensis (yerba mate), 166 nucleotides long. NCBI's taxonomy places the organism in Eukaryota, Viridiplantae, Streptophyta, Magnoliopsida, Aquifoliales, Aquifoliaceae. The record is from the annotation of a GenBank genome assembly.
UCGCAAAGACGAAGAAGGAAGAAUAGCAGGCGCAAAUCGACUUCAGCCGGCACAAGUUCCAACCGGCGCAAAGAGGACGAAGAACAGUCGAUCUCUAUCUGCUCCUUCUUCUCCACGCGAUCGUCUUGGAAGUUGGAGCAACUCCUUCACCACUCGAUCUCUCUCU